CAUAUUGUUAUAUAGUAACUCGAAGAAGCGCCUCUAAGUUCGGAAGUCUGAAAAAGUUACCGCACCUCCACAAUGACGGCAUCGAGUUUCAGGGACUGCAAGGCAUGGAUAGCAGAAGGUCUUCCGUUGUCCACCAGCAGUAAUGAGGCGUGUAAACUAUAUGAUGCCAUCCUUACUCAGUAUGUGAAAUGGCGGAACGAUGAGACCGUGGGAGGAUUUGAAGGAUGCUUCUCUGCCAUCCAGGCAGCUGACCCUAACUUUGUCAUGGGCCACGUGAUCACUGCGGGUCUGGAGCUGAUGUCUACGGCGAGCUCCCCCCGUCUGAACGAGAGCCUGGCCAGCUCCGUGAGGCGGACGGUGGAGCUGGCCACCAGCCAGGUCCUCUCUCCUCGAGAGAGGCUCCACGUCCAGGCCUUGGAGCACCAGUCACAUGGACGCUUUACGGCGGCCUGCGACGUGUGGGAGGACAUCCUGGUGGACCACCCCACCGACCUGCUGGCUCUCAAGUUCGCUCAUGAUGGUUACUUCUACAUCGGAGCCCAAGCCUGCCUUCGGGACUCUGUGGCCCGGGUGCUGCCCUACUGGAAACCACACACGCCUUUGUACAGCUACCUGAAAGGAUUGUAUGCCUUCGGUCUCCUGGAGAAUCGCGACUACGACCAGGCUGAGAAAGUAGCCAUGGAGGGCCUCGCUCUGACUCCGGAUGACGCGUGGGCUGUCCACUCCAUCGCCCAUGUUUAUGAGAUGAAAGCCGAGGUGGACAAAGGCUUGAAAUUCAUGGAAAGCACAGAGAAAGACUGGCAGGUGUCUGACGUGCUGGCCAGUCAUAACUAUUGGCAUUGGGCUCUAUUCUUCAUCGAGAAGGGCCAAUACGAAGCCGCUCUGCAAAUAUUCGAUUCUCAGGUGUUCAGACGCUGCAAAAUUACGGGAUCUAUGCUGGACACCGUGGACGCCUGUUCAAUGCUCUGCAGACUGGAAAUGGAGGGUGUGUGCGUGCAGGACCGCUGGCGAGAGCUGCUCCAGGUAACACGGCCCCACACCGACGAUCACGUGACCUUGUUUAACGACCUCCACUUCCUCAUGGCGUCGCUGGGAGCCAAAGAGAGCGGCACGUCUCAGCGUCUGCUGGAGGGCCUCCAGGAGUUGGCCAGAGAGCCAGGGGACAAUCAUCAGCAUCAGCUGGCGGGGACCACCGGCGUGGCCAUGUGCCAGGCCUUGAUGGAGUACGACCAGGGCCACUACGAUCGAACAGUGCAGCUCCUGUACCCUCUGCGCUACCGCGUGGUGAAUAUAGGGGGCAGCGAUGCACAGAGGGACGUCUUCAAUCAACUGCUUAUUCAUGCGGCCGUGAAAUCAGAGAACAAGCACCAUCAGAAACUGGGCAGAUGUCUGCUGCUGGAGCGCGACGCCGUGAGGCCCAACUCCCUCCUGACGGGCCGCCUGAUGCAGAGGGCGCUGGCGCUUCACAGCUAGGCGGAGCGCUCCUCGUCGAGCGCCACGAUCUGACGUGCCGGGGUUCCUCUGGAGUCUGGGCUCAUUUUCUCGAUUUUACCAAAAAAAAAGUAAAUUCACCUUUUCAAGGCUUUUGCAUAUGACACAUACCCACGUGUUAUACAUCAAACAUUCCAGAAUAUUCUCAGCUCUAUAUACAAUGAGGCCCAAUUGUCCUCAGGCACAAGUGGAAAGAGAAAAUAUGUCCCUAAAGCUGAAAAUUGAAGUUUGAUUUUUCAUAUUCUUUACAUCUCUUGUGAAAACACACCUUUACUCAUGUGGACGAACUGUUUUGGUGUUUGAAAUUGGUUUACCAAAGGUUCAAGUUCACAAAAGCAGUGAAAUAUCUGAAUACAAUGCUAGAUACAUGUAAAUAAAUGUCUAAAACCAAA
Pseudoliparis swirei is the source of this 1883-nucleotide messenger RNA. It is a transcript of the gene ttc38, whose product is annotated as tetratricopeptide repeat domain 38. Gene Ontology annotation, molecular function: protein binding. The transcript is spliced from 14 exons. The record is from RefSeq and is a predicted model, not a curated record. Lineage: Eukaryota; Metazoa; Chordata; Actinopteri; Perciformes; Liparidae. The coding region runs from base 73 to 1473 and encodes 466 amino acids.